This is a messenger RNA of Camponotus floridanus (Florida carpenter ant), 3354 nucleotides long. RefSeq names its product potassium voltage-gated channel subfamily H member 8 (gene Elk). Gene Ontology annotation, biological process: regulation of membrane potential; potassium ion transmembrane transport. Bases 237 to 3221 code for a protein of 994 amino acids. Lineage: Eukaryota; Metazoa; Arthropoda; Insecta; Hymenoptera; Formicidae. Gene Ontology annotation, molecular function: voltage-gated potassium channel activity. The transcript has 16 exons. Gene Ontology annotation, cellular component: membrane. The record is from RefSeq and is a predicted model, not a curated record.
UGUAUCCCGAGCUGUACUUGUGUCAUCGGGUCGGUGUCGAAAGGGUGCUGCAUCUUGUGAGUGCAUCGAACUGACGGACGUGCGCGAGAUCAUCCCUUAAUUUCGCAGCGAGCCAGAGGACAUCGAGUGUGAUAUAGUAAAACGGUGCUGGUGGCUCGAAGAUGCUCGAACAGUGAGCGGAAGCCCCGCUUUCUCGACAAGGUUCGUGCGCUUAACAGCGCGGUGGGGUGGCCUCAAUGCCGGUCAGGAAGGGCCUCCUCGCUCCACAGAAUACUUUCUUGGAUACCAUCGCGACUCGUUUCGAUGGAACCCACAGCAACUUUGUACUGGGAAAUGCGCAGGUUCCGACGAUCUAUCCGAUCGUCUAUUGCUCCGAUGGAUUUUGCGAACUGACAGGAUUCGCGCGAGCGCAAAUCAUGCAGAAGGGUUGCGCUUGCAAAUUUCUCUACGGGCCGGAAACGAAGGAAGAAGAAAAGGCUAUGAUCGACAAGAGCCUCGAGAGCAAGACAGAAUUGAAAAUGGAAGUUGUCUUUUACAAGAAGAACGGAAGUCCAUUCGAUUGCCUACUCGACAUUGUUCCGAUAAAAAACGAGAAAGGCGACGUCGUUCUGUUCCUGGCCUCGCACAAAGACAUCACGCACACCAAGAAUCUUCAGCUCUGUGAGUUGCACGAUAGUGACUCAAAUGGCAAUAUUGACCCUGAGGCACCGCCUUCCAAUUACGGUAGGAGAAGAAGUCGCGCCGUCCUUUAUCAACUGUCAGGCCAUUACAAGCAGGACAAUAAGCACAAAAUUAAGCUAAACAAUACGCUUCUACAUUCAACUGAACUACCUUUACCAGAAUACAAAACGUCGGCGAUCAAAAAGUCGCAAUUUAUCCUUAGUCAUUACGGUGGUUUCAAAUCCUGCUGGGAUUGGCUGAUCCUCAUCGCGACCUUUUACGUGGCAAUAAUCGUUCCCUAUAACGCAAGUUUCAUUAACAUCGAUAGGCCUACCAUGGUCAGUGACGUCGUCGUCGAAGCGCUCUUCAUUAUCGAUAUCCUUUUGAACUUUAGAACAACGUACGUGAGUAGAAAGGGUGAAGUCGUCAGCAAUAGCAGAAGCAUCGCCGUCAACUACGUGAAAGGCUGGUUCUUUGUUGAUCUCGUAGCAGCAUUGCCGUUUGAUUUUCUCUACGCUUCAGACGUUUACAGCGGCGAGGACUCAGCUCACAGUAAUAUCCAUUUAGUGAAACUCACAAGAUUACUGAGACUCGCACGUCUGUUACAAAAGAUGGAUAGAUAUUCGCAAUAUAGCGCGGUAAUAUUAACAAUGCUAAUGCUUUUUUUCAUUUUGGUCGCGCAUUGGUUAGCUUGUAUCUGGUAUGUCAUCGCCGAAAAGGAGAGAUUGCGAAAUGAUAAAGAUUGGGACUUGGGUUGGUUACAUACUCUGGCUGAGAGAUUGAAAAUCUCUGUACAAAACGUUACGCAUACAGAAAGCUAUAUAACGGCAUUAUACUUCACUUGUAGUAGUUUAACUUCCGUAGGGUUCGGAAAUGUUUCGGCAAAUACAUUCUCGGAAAAAUUCUUUUCUAUUUGCACAAUGUUGAUUGGUGCUCUUAUGCAUGCCGUCGUAUUCGGUAAUGUUACUGCAAUUAUUCAAAGAAUGUACUCUAGAAGAUCUUUGUAUCAAACAAAAUUACGAGAUCUUAAGGAUUUUCUGGUGUUACAUCAGAUCCCGGAAGAGCUCAAACAGAGAAUGCAGGAUUAUUUUCAAACCAUUUGGUCGUUAAAUCACGGCAUUGAUAUACACGAGACCCUUAAACAAUUUCCCGAGGAAUUGCGAGGAGAUGUUUCGAUGCAUCUUCAUCGUGAGAUUUUAAGUUUACCGAUAUUCGAAACCGCCUCUCAGGGAUGUCUAAAGCUACUCUCCCUCCAUAUUAGAAACAACUUUUGCGCCCCCGGCGAAUUUCUCAUUCACAAAGGAGAUGCGCUCUCAUACAUCUAUUAUCUGUGUAACGGAUCCAUGGAAGUUGUGCAAAAUGACAUGGUGGUCGCAAUUUUAGGAAAGGGUGAUUUGGUGGGUUGCGAUAUAAAUGUUCAUCAGCAAUAUGGAAACAACGGCGGUGGUACGACCGGAACUGGCUCAGUUGACGUCGUAGUAAAAUCCAGUUGCGACGUCAAAGCGCUAACAUAUUGUGAUUUGAAAUGUAUACACAUGCAGGGUUUAGUUGAAGUCCUCCGAUUAUAUCCCGAAUAUCAGCACGAGUUUGCGCAUGUUAUACAACACGAUCUUACAUAUAAUUUGCGCGAAGGAUACGAGGCAGAGCAGGAAUCCGAUGUGAAUGGUCCAUCAUUGACAUUGCCCUCCAUCAGCGAGGAUGACGAGAAUGCAGUCGAGGAGGGAGAAACUUCCCCUUUAUCACCACCGAACAAAUCACCGCUUCAUACAUCUUCGAGUCCGCGACAUGCCAAGUUCAGGGAAGACUAUAGAGAUGGGAGACGAGCGGCAAGGGGUGUCUUGGUACGAGGAGGAAGGGCAGCGCAGGUGAUCGUACAGGAGUCUAUGGAGGAGCACAUUCGAGGAUCGGUCGAGAGACUAGAUAAUCAGUUUUCCACAUUGCAUCAAGACGUUGCCACGCUCAGUAGCGAGGUACGCAACGCCAUUCAAGCAUUGCAGAUGCUCGCCUGCUCACCCCAAAGUAAUCCGAAUUUGCCGACGCCGGCGGCGAGCCGCGGCAGCGGGGUCCUCGCGAGGAGUUCGUCCCAUCCCCCGGACGCCAUUUGUUGGAAUCCGCCAGAGAGAUUGAUCGACGCGUCGACGCAGACGGAUUGGCCGGUCGACUUGUUCGAGGCAUGGGUGCGUGCAAACCCCCGCAGAUCUCUAAAAGCCCUCGGUCUCGAUCCGAAUGUCGUCCUGAGGUUACCUCCGCCGUCGCCUACGCCGUCGCCGUCCUCGCCUCCGCCGCCGCCCUACGAGCCCUUAUCACCUUUGGUGAGCUCGCCGCAACAAUCGCCCUCGCGAUCUCUAACAACAGGAAAUGACAGCUACGUUUUUGGAAUUACUCGCAACGCCUCGCACAUUCCUCGAUUGUACAGGCCGCCCAAUUCAACCUGGGAUCCUGACAACAAGCUGUGGCAUCGAUUUAGCGCCGGCGACGCCGAUAACGUAUCGAUAUAUCAGGCGUUGCGUCUUCCGGAGUCACGCUCAAUCCCUUCGAAGUUCAAUCCCUUCGACAGCUGAGCUGAUUAAUUAUUCCGGGCUUGCACAAAAAUUCAUUUAUUCAUUAAUGUGAAAGAAAAGUCUGUUGCAUUUAAUUUUUAUCAGUAAAAAAAAAGAUAAUUCUUGCAUUGUGAUAAAACGUUCAAAAAAUUUC